AUGUCUAGCAAAUCCGAACGAUUCGUGCAUGCCUUGGACGAGCGAAAUCUUCCCAAAGGCUUUGCGGUCUCUGCGACGUACGCAGGUAUCAAAGCCGCCAUCUCGCCAGUCGCUACUCCACCCGCAGCCAAGACCAGCAACCUGAACCCUAAACCAGAUCUGGCACUGAUCGUCUCGGCAACUCCAGCUGCAGCAGCAGGCUGCUUUACUCGCAACGCGUUCAAAGCUGCCCCGGUCGUGCUAUCGAGUCAAUUGCUGAUAGAUGGCGCUGGCUCACCGGCCGGUGCCCGAGCUCGAAGCGUACUGGUCAAUUCAGGCUGUGCAAACGCAGUGACGGGACUCAAAGGAUUUCAAGACGCUCAAGAGUGCGCUUCGACCAUCGCCGAGCUGCUGCCUACUCCUCCAGCCGUGGCUGAAAGACAAGAGAGGGGCGAUCUGCUACCAAGAGGCAAGGAAACGCUGCUGCUCAGUACCGGUGUCAUUGGGGUGCCUUUGCCCAUGCAGGCCAUCAAGAAAUGCUUGCCUCACUUGACCAGCGGGAAUGUGCUCAGAGGCGACAAGGAUGCUUGGUUGGAGACGGCCAGGGCCUUCAUGACCACCGACACUUUCCCCAAGCUUCGAGCGCGGAGGUUUGAGCUGGGUGGUAGAGAUGUCAGCAUCGUGGGCAUUGACAAGGUGCGUUGCGCUGUCUAGCUGGAGGUUUGCCAGAGCGAAACACAGACACGCGUGUAUUGCAGUCUGACAUUCAAGGCCUGCUUCUGCGCCAUCUGCUAGGGUGCUGGAAUGAUCCACCCUUCAAUGUCGGGUCCCGUCCCCGCUCUCCAAGGUCUGCAUGCUACCUUGCUCGGCUUGGUCUGCACCGACGCUCCGAUCGCUCCUCCCGCUUUGCAAUCGGCAUUGGAGCACGCCAUGUCGCGUACAUUCAACUGCAUAAGCGUCGACGGCGACAUGUCCACCAACGACACGAUCUUGUGUCUCGCCAACGGGCUAGCACCCGAUAUGGAAGGGGAAGCUGGGGAAUUGGCAAUAGCACAAGGCGAAGAGAUCACCAAGGAGGGGCAUCCUGAAGAGUACGCCGUGUUUGAAAAGGAACUGACAGAAUUCUGCAAAGAGUUGGCUCACCUAAUCGUCAGAGAUGGAGAGGGAGCUACAAAGUUCGUGGAGAUCAAGGUAAAGAAUGCGCCCACUUUCGAACAUGCGCACGCCAUCGCUUCGAGCAUCAGCACUUCCGCGCUGGUCAAGUGUGCUCUGCACGGGGGUGAUGCGAAUUGGGGAAGGAUACUGUGCGCUGUGGGUUAUGCCCCUUUGCCUCAGCUCGAUUCAUCAGCGCAGGGAUGGCAAAUCGAUCCUACGCGGGUCACUGUCUCCUUUGUGCCUCCAGAAGCCGCAUCCGAUGGUGGGCAGACACACGAGACACUCGUAGUGCUCAAAGAUGGCGCUCCGCAAGCAGUCGACGAGGAGAAGGCAGGCCGCCUGUUGGCCUUGGAAGACAUUAACAUUGUGGUCGAUCUUCAAGGCGGCAGCUUUGGUGCCGAAAGCGCUAAGGAGGAGGCUUGCUACUGGACUUGCGACUUUAGCAAAGAGUACAUUUCUGUGAGUGAAUGCUGAGUCACUCAAAGUGGAACGUGCGUGCAUUUGAGCUAAGCGCCUACCUAGCUUACCCGUCCCGGUCUCGUCUUGUCUACAGAUCAAUGGCGAUUACAGGUGAGCUGGUCCCGAUGGAUGCAAAAGUAAAGGCCUUGUGGAAGCUCUUUGAUCGCUGACCACUUCUACCAUCCUCUUCUCUCGUCUACAGGUCCUGA
Messenger RNA from Ceraceosorus bombacis, 1802 nucleotides. NCBI's taxonomy places the organism in Eukaryota, Fungi, Basidiomycota, Exobasidiomycetes, Ceraceosorales, Ceraceosoraceae. The record is from the annotation of a GenBank genome assembly.